Messenger RNA from Scleropages formosus (Asian bonytongue), 4235 nucleotides. RefSeq names its product nemo-like kinase, type 1 (gene nlk1). Lineage: Eukaryota; Metazoa; Chordata; Actinopteri; Osteoglossiformes; Osteoglossidae. Gene Ontology annotation, molecular function: MAP kinase activity; ATP binding. The coding region runs from base 918 to 2345 and encodes 475 amino acids. Gene Ontology annotation, biological process: protein phosphorylation. The record is from RefSeq and is a predicted model, not a curated record. The transcript has 11 exons.
UCGAGGCCAGGGAGGGAGCGCACCGUAAGGAGCCACGGGCAGUUGCACGUGAGUGGAGGGAAGUGUGUGAAGAGGCAGCGCUCAGCCGCGAUCCUCCAUUGUUCCCAGAGAGAGACCCCCCCCGGCUUUCGUCCGUCAUCAUCCAUCCAUCUCCGAGUCCUGUCGCUCUCUUACUUACUCACUCACUCACUCUCUCUCUCACACACACACACACACAGACAGACAGACAGACAGACAGACACCGGAGUAAAACGCGCUCCUCUCAACAUGACCGUGUCCUCGAAACCUCCUCAACCUCACUGCUCUCGCAGGUCGCCCUUCUUACACUGAAACCCCGAGCGGGCGAAGGGCUCCUCUGCUGAGCGUCUCGCUCCGCCGCGGGCUGCCCGCGUGAGCCCUUCCCGGACUGCCUCUGACCGGUUGUAGCGGUACCGUGCCGUAAAGCGCCAUUUAAGGGCUCUGCGCGUGCGCUUCGUAUCCCUCCGCCGCUCGAGCGGCUCCUCCUGGGGCGCUUUGUUCGCUGCGCCCCGGCGCCGCUCGCCAACUACGCCGCUAGUAGCGAUGCCGGCCGGCGCCCGGUGCUGUGCCAAGCCGACUGUGGGGAACAUACGGACAGAGGACGCCGUUUUAGCCAUUUCGUGUUGCUGGAAAUGACAGCGCUUGUGGGAGAUAGUGGGACGAUUCGAGAACCCGGUGUUUAGCUACCUCGGCUCAGGGACUAACUCUGCUGUGUCGUUAGCGCCUCAGCCUCAGUCUCAGCGCUAUUGUCUCGAGCCUCCGCUCCACGGUUACUUUUACACGUCUACGGCGAAACAGGCGCAUUUCAUUCGUCGUCAGUAAUGACGAUUGCUGCAGCUGCAGAGUGAGCUGCUGCCUCAGUAUCAUGCGUGUCGUCUGUUGUUAACUCCUGGGACGAAAUGGCGUAUCACGCCGGUACCGGGCGGCAGCCGGUGUGCGGCGGUCUCUUCCCGGGCUCCGACUUGGGCCACAAGUACUUCUGCGCCGAGCCCACUGGCGCGGCUCCCGCGGGCCUCAGCGCCGCCCCGACCUCGAGUGGACCCGCUGCGCCGGCCGGGACGCCGCGUCACCCGGCUGCGCUCGGCGGAGGCACCGGCGGAGGAGCUGCCGUUCCGCAGCCGCACAGCAACGCGGCCAGCGAGGUGCCGAGCCCCGCGGAGAUGGAACCGGACCGGCCGAUCGGAUACGGGGCCUUCGGAGUGGUCUGGUCUGUGACAGACCCCCGCGAUGGGAGGAAGGUGGCUCUCAAGAAGAUGCCCAAUGUCUUCCAGAACCUGGUGUCCUGCAAGAGGGUCUUCAGGGAGCUCCGGAUGCUGUGCUUCUUCAAGCAUGACAACGUCUUGUCGGCUCUGGACAUUCUUCAGCCUCCUCAGAUCGACUGCUUCGAAGAGAUCUAUGUCAUCACUGAGCUGAUGCAGAGUGACCUCCACAAGGUCAUUGUGUCCCCCCAGCCGCUCACCACGGACCACAUCAAGGUGUUUCUUUACCAGAUUCUGAGAGGGCUGAAGUACCUUCACUCGGCCGGCAUCCUGCACAGGGACAUCAAACCUGGGAACCUGCUGGUCAACAGCAACUGCCUACUCAAGAUCUGCGACUUUGGGCUGGCGCGGGUCGAGGAGCCGGACCCCUCGCGGCACAUGACCCAGGAGGUGGUGACACAGUAUUACCGAGCCCCCGAGGUGCUCAUGGGAAGCCGGCACUAUGGGGCAGCCAUCGACGUGUGGUCCGUGGGCUGCAUCUUCGCCGAGAUGUUGGGCCGCCGCAUCCUGUUCCAGGCACAGAGCCCCAUACAGCAGCUGGACCUGAUCACAGACCUGCUGGGUACACCGCCCCUGUCAGCCAUGGUGUCGGCCUGCGAGGGGGCAAGAGCCCACAUCCUGAGGGGACCCCACAAACCGCCUUCGCUGUCGGUGUUGUACAUGCUGUCGGAAGGCGCGACUCACGAGGCCGUUCACCUGCUGUGCCGAAUGCUUGUUUUCGACCCUAACAAACGCAUCUCCGGCAGCGACGCCCUCUUGCACCCGUACCUGGACGAGGGCCGCCUGCGUUACCACACGUGUAUGUGCCAGUGCUGCUACUCUGUCCCCAGUGGCAGGGUGUACACGCGGGACUUUGAACCUGAGGCCGAGCGACCCUUCAGCCACAGCUACGAGCAGAGCCUGCUGUCUGUGUGGCAGGGGAAAGAGCUCAUCCACCGCUUCAUCACGGAGCACCAGCAGGGCAAACGAGUGCCACUGUGCAUCAACCCUCAGAGCGCUGCCUUCAAAACCUUCAUCAGGUCCACGGCUUGGCAUUCGUCCAAAGUGUCCAGGAAAGAGGAGAGAUGAAGAGCAUCGCUGCAGACAUGAGGAAGGUGGGCGGAGUCUCAGCCUUCGCAGCAGGAGGUCAUGUUCGUUCCAAGGAAACGGAUGUGAAUGGAGUGAGAUGCAAAAAACCUCCUGAUGGAGAACUUUAGUGACUGCACUGCGAUGAGACAUUGCAGUGACACAUCCCAUAGCGCUGCUGGAACCAGUAAACUUGAGUGUGUUUUUCAAACAAGGGAAGAGCAGGAAAACACAGACACGCACACAGACUGUGAACGGUGAGGUGCUCCAUGUUAGCGCGUGAACAAAUUCCAAUGCUUUGUUUUAGAUAUAGAUCUGAAGCCCCUGCAGUGUGAGUUGAGAGCACGACUCCCUGUUCCUCAUGUGCUGCCGUGUCCCAACGCCGCGCCGUUCACCGUCAUACCUCUGUUCACACACGGCCCUGCUUUUGCUGCCCCGACGCUCAGCCCCCUGUCCCUCUCUGACCUCUGGCUUACCGAGACCUGUAUUUAUCUAAGUGAGCGAAUAAAUGGAUAGGUAACCUGAGAGUGACCCCAUUGCCACUGAGGAUUGGGUUCCUGCCAGAGAGGCCAUGUGGACCACUGGGGUCCAAGCAGCGCUGCGGAACCAGCUUUGUCGCACUUCACCACACUUUGUCAACUGGGACACCUCCACCCUUUCUUAAUUUUUUUUUUUUUUUUUUUAAUUUUAUUUUAAUUUUAAAUAUGCUCUCUGUUGUGUACAGUAUGUUUCUCCUGAGACAGUCCAUUUGGUUGGGUAGUUGGUAAAUAUGAUUGAUUAGCAUUUGAUAGCAGCCAGGUGUUUGUGUUCAAUUAAAUCUAUACAUCGACGAAAGAAACCGUGAAGAAGCACUGCUGGUGUGCCUGUGGCACUAUAUCCCGUUUUACUGAGCUGAAGUGUCCGUCAUGCCCUGUGUGCGUGCGUGUGUGCGUGCGUGCGCGUGGGGGGAGCACCUUGAAGGGUGUACAAUGCAAAACCGCUGUCAAUGUUCUCGUUACCUCAAAGACAGGAUUGAAAGACAGACCUCCACAAGACUGGCUUGUUUACACGCUACUGCUCUCUAUUGUACUGUAGCACUGUUUGACACUGUUUUACUCUGUACUGUAACACUUUUCUCCCCUAAUGUAACUCUCCAUUGAGAACCCCUCUGUCUCACAUGUUCAGAGUGAUGGGGGGGAGCUGGGAGUACUGUAAUUGCUGCUGAUUUUUUUUUUUUUUUUUUCCCCCACCCCCUCCUCCUUUCUAAGGUGGGCUUCAGGGCUUGCUGCAGGGCUCAGGCCCACCUUUGCACACAUGGCACCGCUUACACACAUGUGUGUGUGCGCGCAUGCCUCUGCCGGACUAACUUAACUGUCACGGGUCCGAAAUCUCCACUCUAAAUGCACCGAAGCCUGCAGGGCUACACUUAAUUGUGGCACUAUGAAUUGGUUGUACAUCCAAGGCACGCACUGACCUUCACUGCCCACCAGAGGGGGCUGCAGCUAAGGUGAGAGAGAGAGAGAGAGAGAGAUGCACAACCCUGACGCCAGCCAGCCUUCCUCAGAAAGGGAUCGAAACAGGUGGAUUCUGGGGAAACAGUGUAUGGAAUGUGAUUUGAUUUUAAUUAUUUCUGACCAUUUUUUUUUAAACUGUUUCCUUUUGUAGAGCUUUUAGAUUUUGUAUUUGUGGGACAUGUGACUGCUUUUAGUUUAAUGGUUCUACUGCUUUGAUAUUAGUUGUGUUAGAUGGGAGAAAGUGGUUUAUUAUUGUUUCCUCUAGUAAUGUUGUGUGUAUGAGAGAGAGUAUGAGGGAAUGAUGUGAUAAAGUGAAGCAUAGAAUGGAAAAAAAUCUACAUGUCACUUACUUCUCUGUCCUAUAGCAGUUUCCUGAUAUUGUUGUGUUAAGAUUCUGAUA